UCUCGUAUGAUGGUGUUUGUAGGUUUAACCACGGACUAAGGGUUUGCAUCCCCUAACAUCAUCAUCGUCGGCUCGGCUCGGCUGCGCUCGGCAUCGCACGACUUGCUCGAGCAGCGGAGCAGGCGUGCUCAGCCGCCGACGGCCACCGAAUGCGAGAGCAAGACUAGAGUAGCGGCGAUCAUCACAGAGGCGACCAGAGGCAGAAAGCGGAAAGAUGGCCGCUGCGGCGAAUGUUGCGCCGGAGAACCAAUAUUUCUACGAGGAUGUUGUCUAUCGCGUGGAUAAACGGGGCAAUGUCGUCUUCGGCAUUGUCAUGGAGAACGACGAUCAGGACUUGUCUGAGGAAAGCUACGACAGCGCGGAGGACUUCGGCUCGCCGAAGCGCCAAAAGGGCGAGAUCCGCAUGAUCUGGCAUCCGUCCGGUAUCGAGGAAUUGGUCAACUGCAAGAAGGUUCACCUGGCCGACAGGACGCUUAUGCCUGGAGAUGUGGUGCGCAGGAUGAUCAAAGGGAAGGAUACGCAAAGAGGUUAUUGUAGGGACAUAGAACUGACGGCAUGUGUACAAGUCAUCGGUACAAAACAAGUUCUCACCAAUAUCAAGAGUGAAGAUUUGAUCCCACUGCAGGAAUUUGCGACAGAUAUGGCAGUCUGCAUGGAUUCAUGGGUUGGUGGCAUUAGAAUGACACAUUUUAAGUUAUGGCUGGUGACACCAGAUGGAUCACACUGUGUCAUAAACGAGAUGGAUUCUUGCGUAUUAGGACAACUGGAAGAGACGCGAGAUAACGACAAUGAUUUUCCGCAUUCGACUGAAUUCUAUCCUGGUCAGAGCCUGUGGGGGCCGGUCCACUGUCUGGAGGAGGCACAAUGGAUUCAGUGCACGAAGGAGAUGAAAGCGAAGAGGAAGUUGAAACCACAGAAGAUAACCAAAGUGAUAGUGGAAAAAGUGGAGACCGAUUGGGUCGGCGUGCACUGGCAGUGUCGAGCGUAUUCGAAGGACGGCGCUUGGUCCGAUCAGGCUCAACCAAAGUUCGUGGUCGAGGGUGAAGAUCUGAAGAAGCUGAAAUUGCUGAACGUGUUCGAGCCGUCAACGGUGCAAGUUGGCGAUCGUAAUUUCUACAUCAUUAAGGGCAAUGAGAAUGUCAUUACUCGCGAACAGUGGCGGAAGCAGCAGAGGGAUCUUUAUCAAGUUCCUAAACAAAGUCCGAAAAAGGCUCGUCCAAACAUUACAGUGACAAAGUUGCUGGAAGACAAGAAGAAAGAACAGAAGAAAGACAAAACGUCCGAUCAACGAUCGGGGGAAGAAAACAGUCAAAGCAACGUCAAAGUUAAUUUGCAGGACGCUACGAGCAAUAAUAUGUUGAUGCCGCCGCCUCAAAAUCAGCACGUUGAAAGUUCUGACGAGUGGGACACGGAAGAUACUACAGGCUCGCAAAGUGACACCGCUUCGAUCUCCAGCGGCUGUUCCAGCAUGUCAUCGAUGGGAAAGAAAAAGAAGGGUCCCGCAUUGAUGACAAAAGUGCUGAAGAAAAAGAAGUUGCGAAGAGCGAAAAAGAAAGUACCGCCUGUUCCAUUAAUUCCCGGGACUAAAAUAGUCGUAGAAACAUUAUCCACUAAUACGAAAGCUAAUGUGGUGUGGCAAGACGGCUCAGUAGAAUUUGGCAUACCGUCGACGCAGUUAUAUCCAAUUCAUCACCUGGAUGAUAAAGAAUUUUUCCCAGGUGAUUUUGUUGUAGACCAAAAGGAGGAAUCUAGAAUGUAUGGCGUAGUACAAAGUGUUGAUCAUCAAGGCCGUACUGCCAAGAUAAAAUGGUUUCGGACGUAUACUUCUAGUCAAAAUCCAGAGCCGACCUUCCUGGAGGAGCGUGAAGUGAGCGUUUAUGACCUGAAGGAUCAUCCAGACUUCCAGUAUAGGCCGGGUACCUUGGUGAUCCGAAUAGCGAAUUUCGAAGGCGAGGACGCCGGGUGCACUGCCGGUCAAGUAUUGGACAAUUAUCCGGAGGGACGCGUAAAAGUCUGGUGGGUCGGCGGUCACAUUAGUAUGUGCUGGCCGCAGGAUCUGUACAAGGUCGGCGAGUAUGAUAGCGACGAGGGUGAACUGUGGGACGACGUGUCGUCCGACUCGUCGUGGGAAACAGAACUGGAGGAUUGUUUCAUCGCCGAUAAUGACGGCACCGAGCAAACGGAAUUUGAGAACAUAAAGCCGAAGCUAGCGGCGCACAUUGAGAAAGCCAGGAUCGCGAUGUCGCGGCUGGAAGAGAUCUUUACGCAAAAUCCGUUGUUGCAGACGACGGAGGUGAUGAGGAAACUUCUCGAGGUUUACAAGGAUUGCCGUUACAUGGACAAGCUGAUGGGCACAUCGUUCUUUCACGAGUGCCACUUCCAAGGGCUUCUCGAGCGCGUGAGAGAACGCGGCAGGGCGAAUGUCGCGCAACGAAUGGCCGAUCAAGUGACGAGACUCUUUACACCCAAGUCCGAAUACCCGGAGGAUUCUACAGACAAAGAUUAUCUGAAGAAUCUGAGGAAAGGCGAUCAGUGUGCGAUCAGCGCGCCGGAGAAGCCAGCAAUUGCCGCGAUCAUUGAUACGUUAGAGACUGAUAGUUCUACUAAUAUCGAAAGCAAUAGCAAAAAGCAGAGCAGCGAGGAUCCAGUUAAUCGAUUAUUUAUACGUCCGAAUCUGAAUCCCGAGGACUCCGGAUUGUACUCGGCGGAGAACUCGAAGAAGGAGUCGGGCUCGAGCGAGUCCAGUGGAGAGUUCCUGAUGAGUGAGGACGUCAACAACGUGCCGGAGUGCUCGUCAGCGAUGAGCAACGCAAUCUCGCCCGAAAAGGCAGAGGCGAGCAAGACGAAAAGAGUGCCGACGAGCCUGGCAACAUCGCAGAACGUCGGCACGUCGCACGUGUGUGUCAAGCUGUGCAAUCUGAUAAAGGCGCAGCUCGUGCUGGCGCAUGGCGAGGUGUCGAAGAGAUUCGGCCUGGGCAAAAUGUCGUUGUCGGACGCGGAGAAGACCUCGCCGCGGAAAAAGCAGAAAGGCGAGGAAGCGGAGCGCUCCGAGACGGUGGCGGAUCCGUCCGAGUGCCCCGUCGAGAUUCCGCUGGUUUACGCCGAGGGCGAGGGCUUCUCCAUCGAAGAGACCGCGCCCGACUGCCACAAAUUUAAGCUAACCAUGUUCCAGCCUACCGAUCCGACCAACUUCUUCAGGACAGUCUCCAAGGAGUUAAAACUGCUGAAAAGCUCGCUGCCGGCAGGCGUGUGGGUGAAAGGAUUCGAGGACCGCAUAGAUCUGUAUUCGGUGAUGCUGCGCGGUCCCGAGAAAACGCCUUACGAAGACGGCCUCUUCCUCUUCGACUUUCAACUGUCCGCCGAUUAUCCAGCCGCGCCGCCACUUUGCCACUACAUCUCUUACUGCAGCGACCGGCUGAAUCCCAACCUCUACGAGGACGGGAAGGUGUGCGUGAGCUUGCUGGGCACCUGGUCCGGUCGCGGAACGGAAGUAUGGACGAACUCGUCGACUCUGCUGCAAGUGAUCGUCUCGAUACAGGGCCUGAUCCUCGUGAGCGAGCCGUACUUCAACGAGGCCGGCUUCGAAAAGCAGAAGGGCUCGCAGCAGGGGCGCGAAAAUUCGCGGAUGUACAACGAGAUGGUGGUGCUGAAGCUGGUGCAAGCGCAGACAAAAUUGCUGCUAAACCCGCCACUCGUGUUUAAGGACAUUAUUAUCGCGCACUUCAAGAAACACGCCGAGAAAUUACUGCAGAGGGUGGAACUGUGGAUGGAGAUAUCCGAGCAGCAUAACAAUCAGCACCCAUUGUCCCCGGUCACUCCUACCACGUUUAAAGAGAUUGCCGAUAUCGAUGAGAGGGUGUUGCCUGAAUUUCCGCUCAUCCCAGCGUCUCGAGGUUUCUGCAUAACUCUACGCAAGACCUUAGCAACGUUCAAAAAGGUGCUCGUUAAAGAAAAUAUAAUACAGAGACCGAGUGAAUGGCCAGACAAUGAAAGCGUCAUGGAGUUAUCGAACAGUACUGGAGAUCAGUGCCAAGAAACGUCCAAAUCAGUCGACAGUAAAAUAGCAGAAUGCAAUGAGAACAGCAGCAGUAGCAGUAGUACGCAGGAUACUAAUGAGAAAUCGACUUUAGACGGCAAUCAAUCUGUUAAAGAAGCGACGUCAUCCUGCGCAACGAAUAGUUUCGCGGCGACGCUGAGCGAAACAAAAAAAAGCCCUUCGAGCCAAAACACCAGCUAGCCACAAGGUAAAAGUAAGCAUAAAUCGAAACGUUUAGCUCAUUUAAAUUAUACGACUAUUCGGUAAUAUAUAUUCCAAUAUUGUAUGGUAUUUCUCGAAUCAUAGAUACAAAUACUGAUACACUACCACAUCACCCACAAACACACACACACACACACACACACACACACACACACACACACACACACACACACACACACACACACACACACAAACAUACAUACAUACACACGAAAUUCUGUAAUCCUAUCGAGAUGAGCUAUACAAUUGUCGAAUUAAAAUGUUCGGCAUUGAGAUAAAAAAGAAAAAGAAAACCUAUGCUCUUUGCAUUUAGUUCUGUACUUUUAAGCGAAGAUGUUGCGUUGCCUGACAAAUAAAAAAAAAAAGUUAGCUUGAAUCUCAAUUUAGUGAACAAGAAAGAAGUGUACAUAUAUAUAUAUAUUUUUUUGUACAGAAUGAUAAAUCUGGUAAGAGGUAAAAUGGGAUUUACUAUUCUGUGAAAAAAAUAUGGCCGGAAAAUAUAAAGACCAGUAGCAAUAUGUUGAGAGCUAACGUGAAAAACUUUGCAAUAGGAUUUGAAAGAAUAAUAAUAGUAACAGUUAAUCUCUCCUGCGCAGCGCAUUUUUAUGACCGCACUUUCAGUAAAUUCAUCGAGAUCCGAGUAAAUAGAUUAUUACUCUCAUCGAAUGUAUCUUGAAGUUAUUAUAUGCCAUCCAGAUACUAUGAAUAUUCUCAAGUGAAACUAUGAGGUGACUUCAAUCGCAAGCGUAUAGAGUAUAUAGCUUAGGGGGAAAAAAAAAUUCACAUCUAGAUGGAGAUCUCUGCGACGAUAGCUAUGUCCGAUAUUACAGAUUUUCUUAGCAUAGCUUGUAUAAGAGAUUUAGAAAACAAAUGCAUUAUCCUCAUAGGCCGAUCUCCUUUUAUUGAAAUCUCUCGUACAUUCGUCGGAGAGAUGAAUUCUCCUUCCAUUCCUGUUACUUUUCGAGAUGUAUGUUGCGUGGGAGGACGGCUUUAAGUAUUCACUUGAACGUCGCCCUAAUGAUUAUUAUCAUUGUCAUCAUCAUUCAUUAUUAUUAUUGUUGUUGUUGUUGUUAUUAUUUAGUACGUUGAUUCACGGGUAUACAGUAUUCUUUAUUUAUUUAAUGUAUUUAAUUAAAAUGACGAUUUCUCUGCGUAACUUGCCUAGGACUAACGAAUUGUUUCCUGUAAAACUGUAUUUAUAUUGCUGCACAUAUUAGGAAAUAGCGGGGUCAAUAAAAAAAGAGAUGAAAAAGGCUCCCCAGGUCGAUUCAAUCGGAAUCCGUAGAGUAAAAUAUGCUGGAGUGAUAUUUAAAUUGCGCUGCGCGUGAACUUGGCGCGAGACACUACCG
Messenger RNA from Linepithema humile (Argentine ant), 5607 nucleotides. RefSeq names its product (E3-independent) E2 ubiquitin-conjugating enzyme UBE2O. The record is from RefSeq and is a predicted model, not a curated record. Lineage: Eukaryota; Metazoa; Arthropoda; Insecta; Hymenoptera; Formicidae. Gene Ontology annotation, molecular function: ubiquitin conjugating enzyme activity.